AUGUUUCUUCAGCGUCUGCCAGCAACGGUUCAAACCGCCCCACUAGCGUCGGAGCUCCUCAUUGAGCAACUAGCCUCAAAAGCGGACGAGAUUCUAGCCAUCCAGACUACUGCACAAGUUUCAGCUGUAGCCACUGCCCCACCUCUAACCCUGGAAACCCUCGCGACACAGUUGCCGAACUCACAACUGCCGUUCGACAACUUUCAGCCCACGAAUCUUCACCAUGUCCCAGAUCCCGCCAUCGCAGUCCUGCAUCACCCCGGGUCAGCCGCGGUCGUGGACGAGACGAGAUUGCUCAUAGCCGGGAAAUGGACACCGCGGGAACUAAUAGCGCCGGUCUCUCGCGGCCCCAGACGGCGCCUACUCUACGUCCGCGACAACAACUCCCGCCUGCGGUUCUUGGUGGACACAGGAGCGGAACUGACGUGGGUUUUCCUAGUCGCCGACGUACAGCAGCCGAUCCUCGGAGCUGAUUUCCUGGCGCACCACGGAUUCACGGUGGACCUUAGGCGGGAGUGCCUUGUGCACCAGUCAGGGACCCGCACCUACGCCUCGUCGGCCCUGGUAUGUGUCCCUCGGAUAUACACGGUGCUGCCCAACCAGUGCCCUUACAGAGCUGUGCUGCAUCGAUUCUGCAUCGCCAAGGCAGAGUUCGAGCACAUGAGAGAGCUCGGCAUCAUACGCCCUUCUAGCAGCCAGUGGUCAUCUCCCCUGCACCUUGUACGUAAGAAGGACGGCGAACUGGCGUCCCUAGCUUACCACGAAAUCCCCAUCGCUGAGGAGGAUAUCCCAAAGACAGCUGUGACCACGCCCUUCGGUCUCAGCAGUAGUGAGGAACACCAGCAGCACCUCCAGGCACUCUUCGACCGCCUGCAAGGAGCUGGAGUCGUCAUCAAUCCUGGUAAGAGUCUCCUCAGAGUCACCUCUCUCACCUUUCUAGGUCACGCGAUUACCGCCGACGGCAUUAUCCCAGCUCAGGAGAAGGUCAGCAGCAUCAGGCAGUUCCCUAAGCCAACAACAAAGAGAACAGCUUUGGAAGUACCUCGGCAUGAUAAACUUUUUCAGGAGGUUCAUCCCGAGCAAAGACGCCUAGCCUCGGCGACCCUCCUCAACCACCCGCAGCAGGGAGCGAGGCUCAAUUUAGCUGUCGGCGCCUCAGACACCGCCAUGGGAGCAAUUCUGCAACAAGACCCAGGUACAGGCCUUCGGCAAGGAGUAUACGGCCAUCAAACACUUCGGACAUACGUCGAGGAGAAGGACUUCCACCAUCUUGACGGACCACAAGCCCUCACCUUCGCCCCUGCACAACAGGGGUCGCCGUCAGUCCCCGCGGAAGAGAGGCACCUGGAUUUCGUUGCCCAGUCACCACUGACAUACGACACAUCCGAGGCACCAACAACCAGGCGCAGACGCCCUAUCCAGAGUCUCGAUAUCCAUGGUAAGUGCCAGCUGGUUUGCAGGGAGCAGCAACAAGACCCUUCCUCCCCAGGCUCACCGACGGAGAUACCUCCCUUCCAGCUAGAGCAGGUGCAGCUUCAGGGCUGCACCUGCUGGGCUGACCCCGUCCUUACAUCCCUCCGUCACUCCGCCGGCAGUUUUUCGAGGCUUACCACGCUCAUAGGGGAAUCCGAGCACCACAGGACUUCAUCAGGAGCAAAGUCGUCUGGCCCGGCAUCAAUAGAGACGUCCGGCAGUGGUGCCCCACCUGUAUUGAGUGCUAGCGCAGUAAGGUUCACCGACACACUAAGUCUCCCCCGCAGGUUAUUCCUUGUACCAGACGGCCGCUUCGAGCAUGUUACACCUCGACUUAGUCGGCCCUCUACCAGAAAACCAGGGUUACAGCUACGUCCUGACGGUGAUAGCCUGAGGCCACACCUAUCCAGGACACUACUGCCGCCACCAUUGCCAAGACCUUCAUCAGCACCUGGAUAUCUCGCUACAGGACUUCAGCGACAGUCACGACCGACAGAGUCCAAGCUCUGGAGGCAGUUGAUGAUUCUUCUCGGCUCGAAGCACAUCCGGACCACAGCAUACCAUCCCACAGAAAUGGUCUACGGAACCACCAUAGCUCUCCCUGCUGACUUUCUAGUCAGCUUCGGAGAUCAGGACCCGGGAGCAUUCGGAAAGCAGCUUCUUGACCGCAUGGCCCGCAUCCGCUCUCGUCCUACUAGACCAUCAAGGCACCGAGACAUCUACUUGCCCCGCGACCUCCAGACGCUCACAUGUCCUCAUAAGGCGACCCACCAAGUCUCCCCUUGCCCGCCCUAUGAGGGGCCCUUCCCUGUCAUCAAGGGGACAGUAAAACCAUCACCAUCCGGCGUCAGGAUAGGAAUCAGCAGCUGA
Penaeus monodon (black tiger shrimp) is the source of this 2343-nucleotide messenger RNA. RefSeq lists its product as uncharacterized. The transcript is spliced from 8 exons. The record is from RefSeq and is a predicted model, not a curated record. NCBI's taxonomy places the organism in Eukaryota, Metazoa, Arthropoda, Malacostraca, Decapoda, Penaeidae. The coding region runs from base 1 to 2343 and encodes 780 amino acids.